This is a messenger RNA of Enterobius vermicularis (human pinworm), 2235 nucleotides long. Lineage: Eukaryota; Metazoa; Nematoda; Chromadorea; Rhabditida; Oxyuridae. The record is from the annotation of a GenBank genome assembly.
AUGGCAAAUGCAACGCCGUCUGGAAGCGCCACUUCAUCUUCGAUCGAUGGUGACAAUUUCACUUAUCGACUUAUUGAAGCCGUUAAAAGCCAACCGUGUUUAUAUAAUCCAACUCAUGAGCAUUAUGGCAGUAAACAGGCUAAUGUACAGUAUCGUGCUCGUGUUUGGCAAAAAAUAUGUGCUGAUCUUGGUUACAAUGAUGAAUCCCACACUUUACAAUCUUUAUGGAAAAAAGUUAGAGAUCGUUAUGUUCGAGAAAGGAAAAAGCGGAGAAGUUCGAACUUGAACGAUCCCGGAACACAGCAGGAAAAUGCUGGCGGUCGUGAAAGGCAUCCUUCAGGGAGUUCAUCUUGUUCAACGUCCAGUGGCCAGAUUGGAUCUCCUGCUCUCCGUCAAUUUGAAAUGAUGAGGUGGAUCGAUCCAUUUUUAGGAGAUGCAACCUCUAACAACAAGAAUGUUGCAAAUCAUAAUGUCGCCUCUGAAAGUUCUCCUACUUUGCCUCAAACUGCUCAGUCUACUUCUACAAACCCUUCUUCUCAGCCUUUACAAAGUCAAAAUGGUGAUACGAAUACUAUUGUUGUAACUUCUGUUAGCGGUAAUGAGUCAUAUUAUGUGGCAAAUGUUACGGUGUCACAACAGCAAGACCCUCAAGGUGUUAGUAUUCCAGUUGACGGUAAUAUGAGCAGCAGUUUCUCUCCCAAUGCUCAGCAGUCCCAGCAAUCAGUUCCUGUGCAGCAAGUAGCACCUUUACAAUCUCAGCAUGAUUAUGCAGCACCAGCAAGGUCUAACGUCACUAAUGCUAAUACUGCUACUUCGAAGACUGCUGCUGGUCCGUCUUCUGCUGCGGGUUUGACUUUUGUCCAGUCGCAAGCGCCUCCCCAGCAGUUUAUUUUCCCAAAGAGUGAGCCUCAGCCAGGUGUUGGGCAGUCUGUCCAAACAGCAGAUGGUAGUAUUGUUACAGUAACGGCUAGGGGAACAGCGCCAAUGGUUGGUUACGUUAAGAAAGAUGUGUCUACCAAAAGUGAUGGUUGUACUACCAACAGUAACACUUGGCUGAUUGACCCGACCAGCAUAUACCAACAUGGAACUCAGAAAAUGUACCGGCUGGUAAAUUUGGCGGAGGUUAGUGAUGGUACAAUAAUGUCUUCGGGAUUAGGGCCGUCUACCAGUGAGGUGAAGAUUGGUAGCCCAACGCGUAAAAAAAUGAGAGUGACGCUUAACACGCAAGGCCUGCCCAAUGGACGUGGACAAAUUGGUGACGAUCUCAUCAUUGAUGACGGGAUUGCUCCAAAAACGGUCACUAUUGAACAAACAACGUCACCACCUUUGAUAGACGAUGGACUAUUGCACGAUCAUAAUACUCUUAGUGUUGGAGGCGGUAGUGUCAUGCUCAGCCACCAUAACGUCCAACAGGUGCAUCAUCAGCAACACGCAACCACUUCACAACAACAAUCGUCCAACACGCAUCAUGUUCCUGUGGCUCAGCUCAUGGUUCAGCAUGGCACACAAAUCAAUGUGGUUAGUACAAGGCAACAAUCGAGUGGAGGACAGCGAUUUAUCCAGCAACCGGUUACGGUGCAGCCGCAAAUGCAGUACACUGUUUUGACUAGUCAGCCUCUUCCACCUCAACAAGACGAAGAAAUCGAAUUUACAAACUCAAUUGCUGCUCAUCUUUCUCGGUUGAACGAGGAUGAAAAAGCAGUAGCAAAGAUGAAUAUUCAGCGGAUACUGAUGGAUGCGAGGUUUGGUAUUGGGGCGUGUGCUAGAAUGAUACAUGAAGAAGAAUUUAACGAAGCAGCUGUAACAACUGCUGUCCCACAUGAGCUAGCCUCUGCGCAGCAACAUGUUGAUAAUACUUCACGACGGAGCUUGGAAUUUUCUUUAGUAAGAAUUUUCAUGAGCAACAGCUUAAUAGUCACUGUCUGGGCAUAUUUUUAUGUGGUUUGGUUACUAGUUCUCUUUUUGUAUAGCUCGAUCUCAACUCCUUACGGUUAUUUAAGUCAGGGAGCAAAGGUUGAAUUUCUGAGAGUGGAAUUUGCUGUAUAUGAGGAUGUGUUCAAGGGGGGAGAGUGUAUUACGGCAGAGUCCGUACGGGUCUGCUGGAUGACGCUGCUGAGCACGGGAGUUCGUCGAAUGCAAAAAGAUAGCGCGGCACAACCACUUAUCAGCUGUCCCGGGCGACUUGCGCUAUGGGAAGCAAAGGCGCGCAUACCAAGGAUGUGGGCCUGUGGUUAA